This is a messenger RNA of Portunus trituberculatus (swimming crab), 4781 nucleotides long. RefSeq names its product cohesin subunit SA-2-like (gene SA1). Gene Ontology annotation, biological process: sister chromatid cohesion. The record is from RefSeq and is a predicted model, not a curated record. Gene Ontology annotation, cellular component: nucleus; cohesin complex; chromatin. Gene Ontology annotation, molecular function: chromatin binding. Lineage: Eukaryota; Metazoa; Arthropoda; Malacostraca; Decapoda; Portunidae.
AGGAAUAUAUAAGGAAAACUUGACCAGUAUUCAAAGAUCAAGCUCAUGACGUCACGCAGUUUCCCGCGUGACGUCACAUUCCCUCGGCUUGUAUACACACAGAGCCGCGUCCUAUUUGUGAACUGUAUAGUGCCUCCUGCAGCCUGCCAAGAUGCUGCGCAGGGGCGGGAAGCGCAUCCGUAUGGAUGAGCCACCCCCAGAAUAUGAUGCGCCUCCCAUGACCCCGAUGACUCCUGCCUCAGAGCUUCAGGAGCCAUACACCCCAUAUACACCCUACACCCCGGCUGCUGAGACGCCCCUGCACCACCCUGACUACCAGCUUGGUUAUGGCGGGGCGCCCUAUGAACAGCCGCCCCCACAGCCACAGCAGGCACCUCCGCAGCACCAGCUGUAUGCCCACCAGGAGUAUGAACAGCAGCAGCACCACCAGCAACAACAACAACAGGUGUAUCAACAACAGCAGCAGCCACAGCAACCACCAUAUCAACAGCACUAUGAACAGCAACCACCACACCCAGCACAGCAUCAACAGCAGCAGCAACAACAACAACAACAGCAGCAGCAGCAGCAACAACAACAGCAGCAGCAACAGCAGCAGCAACAACAACAGCAGCAGCAGCAACAACAACAGCAACAGCAGCAACAACAGCAGCAGCAACAAGCACAGCCACAACAGCCGCAGCAGCAGCCGUACCACCAACCCCAGGCUCCUCAGGCACCAGUGGAACCAGAACCAGAGAUGGAGGUGGACAGAGAGCCAGAGGAAGCUGAAGAGGAGAUGGAACAAGAUGGCGAUUCAGAUGGAGAGGCACAGGAGGAGGAGGAGGAAGAGCCACAACCACCCCAGAACUAUGAGCCAAUCCCCCGCCUCACCAUCUCCAUCCGGGGCCGGGGCAGAGGACGGGGCAGAGGCAGGAUAGCGACCAUCAAGAAGAUUGGCGACCAGAUUGUGUCCGAGCCUCGCAAGAGAGGUCGGCCUGGACGCAAGCCAAUCACUGAGCUCAUGGCUGAGGACGAGAACUCCCUCUACUUCAUCGUCAGGAAUGGCCGAGCAAUGUUGGCACAAGUGGUGGAUGACUGGAUUGACUCAUACAAGGAGAACAGAGAUGCCUCCCUGCUCCAGCUGAUGCAGUUCUUCAUCAAUGCUGCUGGGUGUAAGGGCAAGAUCACCUCCCACAUGCAGGCCACCAUGGAGCACGCUGAGAUCAUUCGCCGCAUGACAGAAGAGUUUGAGGAGGAGAGCGGUGAGUACCCUCUCAUCCAGAGUGGCCAGCAUUGGAAGAAGUUCAGGACCAGCUUCAGUGAGUUUGUGCAGCUAUUGGUGAAGCAGUGCCAGUACUCCAUCAUCUACGACCAGUACCUCAUGGACAAUGUCAUCUCCCUCCUCACUGGUCUGUCGGAUUCUCAAGUUCGAGCCUUCAGACACACCGCCACUCUUGCAGCCAUGAAGCUGAUGACGGCACUGGUAGAUGUGGCACUCACUGUGUCCGUCAACCUGGACAACACUCAGCGCCAGUAUGAGAGUGAGCGACAGAAGUCGAGGGAGAAGCGAGCCUCAGAUCGCCUAGAGUCCCUCAUGUCCAAACGGCAGGAGCUGGAGGAGAACAUGGACGAGAUUAAAAACAUGUUAACCUACAUGUUUAAGUCUGUGUUUGUGCACAGAUACAGGGACACUCUUCCUGAGAUCCGUUCAAUCUGCAUGGCAGAGAUUGGAUUGUGGAUGAAAAAGUUCCACCAGAACUUCUUGGACGACUCGUACCUGAAAUACAUCGGCUGGACGCUGCACGACAAGGUGGGGGACGUGCGGCUCAAGUGUCUCCAGGCACUGCAGCCGCUCUAUGCCAGCGAGGAGCUGCAGGGCAAGCUGGAACUCUUCACCAGCAAGUUCAAGGACCGUAUAGUGGCCAUGACCCUGGACAAGGAAUAUGAUGUGGCAGUGCAGGCCGUGCGGCUGGUCAUCUCCAUCCUCAAGCACCACCGCGACAUCCUCACAGACAAGGACUGUGAACACGUGUAUGAGCUGGUGUACUCAUCCCACCGCGCUGUGGCACAGGCCGCUGGGGACUUCCUCAACGAGCGACUCUUCAUCCCCGACGAUGACGCUGUGGCUGCCCUCAGGACCAAGAGAGGCAAAAAGAGGCGGCCCAACACUCCCCUCAUCAGAGAUUUGGUUCAGUUCUUCAUUGAGUCUGAGCUGCAUGAGCAUGCGUACCUGGUGGAUUCACUGAUUGAGAGCAACGACAUGAUGAAGGACUGGGAGUGCAUGACAGACCUGCUGCUGGAGGAGCCAGGGCCCAUGGAGGAGCCCCUGGAUGACCGGCAGGAGACCAGCCUCAUUGAGAUCAUGGUGUGCUCCAUCAAGCAGGCUGCCACCGGGGAGCCACCUGUUGGUCGAGGCCCCACCAGAAAGCCUGUGUUGUCAGCUAAGGAGGCCAAGCAGGUGAAUGAUGACCGAGCCAAACUGACUAAGCACCUCAUCCCCACCCUGCCUCAGCUGCUCCACAAGUACUUGGUGGACGCUGAGAAGGUGGCCAACCUCCUCAUUAUUCCUCAGUACUUUGACCUGGAGAUCUACACCACCAGCCGACAGGAGAAGAAUUUGGACCUCCUGCUCAAGCUGAUACAGGAGGUGCCAGACAAGCACAGUGACACAGAGGUUCUGGAGACAGCCGCCAAGACGCUGGAGCUGCUGUGUAAGGAGGAGUACGCCAUUUACUCUCGCUGUGACAUUGCGCGGUCAUCUCUGUUGGACAUGAUCGUCAACAAGUACAAAGAAGCCAAUGAUGAGUACAUCAACUUGCUGGAUGGGGAGCUGGAGCCAGAUGCGGAUGAGACCUUUGCCCUGGUAUCCUCAGUGAAGCGAGUCUCCAUUUUCUACUCGUGCCAUAACAUGGGACCCUGCAACAUCUGGGACUCCCUCUUUUCCAACAUCAAACAUGCCGUUGAUGGCAGCAAGAUCCUGCCAGAGAAGGCCACCAAGUACUGCAUAUCGUCCUGCUUCUAUGGGCUGAUGUGGGAGCUGCACCAGAUAGAGGACAUGGACAAGAAGCGAGCCAUGACCCAGGACGCUGUGGAGGCUCUGCGCACUCGCCUUCAGCUCUUCUUUGAGGCGUGCAAACACCUCUUGGCCAACUCCAGCAUCCCAGUUUUCAGGGAAGAGGCGUACGUCACAAUGUGCGACCUGCUCAUCAUCUUCAGCCGCCAGCUCUCCUCCAACCCGGCCGUGGCAGGUCUGAAAUAUGAGCCGGACCGUGGCAUGCAACACCUGCUCAACAACUUCAUCCAGACCUAUGUAUUUAUUGACGACGAGGGAGAAGAGCAAGAUGAGCAUGUCAAGAUUGAGGAGCUGCACAAACGGAGAAAUUUCCUGGCCACGUUCUGUAAACUAAUUGUGUACAACGUCCUGCCCACCAUGGUUGCUGCCGACGUGUUCAAGCACUACGUCAGGUACUACGAUGACUAUGGUGACAUCAUCAAAGCCACGCUGGGCAAGGCUCGGGAGAUUAACAAGGUGAACUCAGCCCGCACCAUGGCCAUGGCCCUCACCAUGAUCUUCCGGGAGCUGCACAAAGACAAUGGCCGCAUCAACAGGCAGAGUGCUGACUUCAUCAGCUUGAAGGAAUUAGCAAAGAGGUUUGCUUUGUCCUUUGGCCUGGAUGCUGUCAAGAACAGGGAGGCCAUCACUGCUCUGCACCGGGAGGGCAUCCUCUUUGCUGUGAACCCGCCGGAGAACCAGGGAGAUCCCACUGAGCCACCACCCAACUUGGCCUUCCUGGAGAUACUGACGGAAUUCACCAACAAACUGCUUAAACAAGACAAGAGAGUUGUCCUUGCGUAUCUGGACCGUCGCAUUGCUGCCGGGAUGCCGAGCUCCCGUGGCGAGGACUGGCAGCCGCUGCUCAUGUACCGCAACUCUCUGGUGCAUGGGGAGGGAGACCAGCCGCCCCAGACCUCCAAGCGAGCCUACACCAGGAAACGCAAGCAUGUGGAUGAUGAUGAUGAUGACGAUGAUGACGACGACGUGCCAUUCCAGAUGCCUGUGGAGGAGCCCCGAGAGACUGGUCGGCCCAAGCGGCGGCGGCGGCUGGAACAGGUGCACGCUGAUGUCAUUGGUCGGCUGAUCCGCCACAAGUGGUACAUUGACGGGGACCACGUGUACUGUACCGGCGCCGUGCUGGGGAUCUCGGCACCCGGCACCAUUCCCGAGGAGUCCGACGACGGCGAGUUCAUCAACGGCACUUGUUACGACGUGCAGUACGACGAUGAGGACUUUGUGCGCCACCUCAUCCUGGAGGGUGACUGGCAGCGAGGGGACAUUCAGGUGCUGGGCCGGGCACCUGUCACAUGAUAAAGAAGACAUCCACCCCCCUUCCUUACUCUGUCUCAUCCUUCAUUUCUCUCAUGCCCAUCACACUCUUUAAACUUCUCAUCCCAGGUCUUCUUCUCUUUGGAGUUUUGACUUACACUCCCCUUUGCCAGACUGACCCUUCCUGUUCUGGCUGUAGUUGUGGCGUCUUGUAGCCGUACACUGUAGCCAGGGAGUAGAGUUGUGUAUUUAAUAACAGGUUUUGAAAAGUAGCAUAAUUGUCAUAGUUUUAUUGGAAACAUUGGCAUGAAUGAAAUGAAGUUUUAUGUACAAGUUUUAUUUGAUAAUGGUGUAAAUAAAUCUCCCCUAAUCAUCAUUUUCCAUAUUCAGAAAGGGAAUUCAAACAAAAAUGAGGGAAUAUUUAUCUAUAAUAAUACAGUCAUUGUAAAGAGUAAUAAUAAAUAUCCUUUUUAUA